Cryptomeria japonica (Japanese cedar) is the source of this 920-nucleotide messenger RNA. RefSeq lists its product as uncharacterized. Gene Ontology annotation, molecular function: microtubule binding. Bases 199 to 678 code for a protein of 159 amino acids. The transcript has 6 exons. The record is from RefSeq and is a predicted model, not a curated record. Gene Ontology annotation, biological process: cell division; mitotic cell cycle; chromosome segregation. NCBI's taxonomy places the organism in Eukaryota, Viridiplantae, Streptophyta, Pinopsida, Cupressales, Cupressaceae. Gene Ontology annotation, cellular component: spindle microtubule; outer kinetochore.
CAUUUUCCUAAGAUACCUUGGAGCUUUGGAACUUUGAACUUUGGCCUCAGUUAAGUUCAAAACCAUUAAAUUUGGAAGUAGAAGCCGCGGGAAUAAUAUACAAUCAUUCAAAUUUAAAGCUGUAGAGAUCGGAACAAAUGACGUAUUCAUUUCAUCGAAUUUAAAGCUUUACAGACCAUAAAGAGGUAUCGAAGAAAAAUGGCGAAUGGAGUUGCAGCAGUUGACAGCCUAGAGCAGCUAUUUGUCAAAGCUAACAACGAUUUAAUGGUUGUGCAGCAUAAGUUGGAAAUAGAAUCAGAGCAAAGAUAUGCUGAUAAGAAUAACCCCCUAAGGUUAAUGUACCGCAUUAAGAAGAUCCAGGAUGAACUCCCAUUGUUGAAAGAGCAAUGUGAGAAACUGCUAGCAGCGAAGCAGGAUUUGAUUGAUAAGACACAAACUAUGCUAGUUGGAAAUAGAGCUUUGAUACAACGUUUGCAAGUGCGCACAAAUAUUCCAGUCACCAGUGAUUCUGAUGACCUGGUGUAUACUUCUUUGGGAAAGAUAAUUGACGAAUGGAAUGAGCAACUUGGCCUCAAGUCUAAUGAGAUGAUGCAUGACAAUGGAUCUGAUGCACUACGGGAUUUGAACCAAAAGUUAUUCUCUUCCAAAUUCAAAACAGUUGAUGAAUCUGAUUGCUGAUGUUAUAGCCAAUUGAAGGAAUAAAUUUAAUGGAUCCUAUGCUUGAAACUUAAAGAGAGUGAAACUCUCACGCAAUGUAUUACCUUACAAAUCCAAACAUACACAUCAUUCUUGAACUUCAAUUUGACAAGUGAAUUAUUUCAUUCCCCACAUCUUGGACAUGUUCAUAAAAACUGACUAAGUUUUUGCACAUGUUCUCUAAAUCAAAUAUGUACAUAAUAAGAGUGCUUUUUUUCCUUCCA